Molecule: messenger RNA, 654 nt
Organism: Arachis stenosperma
Lineage: Eukaryota; Viridiplantae; Streptophyta; Magnoliopsida; Fabales; Fabaceae
Exons: 4
Coding region: 1-654 (217 amino acids)
Molecular function (GO): nucleic acid binding
Source: RefSeq, a predicted model, not a curated record
AUGGUUGAAGUGGAGGAAGUUGAAGAAGAAGAUGAAGUGCAAAACUUGGUCGAAGAAGAAAUACCUUACCCCGGAAAUGAAACACCAAAGGAAGCAGAAGCUGCAAAUGAUGCCAUUCCUAUCCCAUUUCCACACCUUACACGGAAAUCUAAAAAGCAGAUGGAACUUGAUCCCAAAAUGAAAGAUAUUGAGUUUGAGUUCAGCGAGGAUUGCAUGCAAGCAUUUGAUAAACUGAAGAUCGCCCUGACUCAAGCUCCAAUUGUGAGAGGACCAGACUGGAGCCAGCAUUUUGAGAUUAUGUGUGAUGCCUCCAACCAUGCAGUAGGAGCGGCACUGGCUCAGCGCGAAGUAUCUGAAGUAGCUCCUUGGAGACUAACAGGAUUACUGAAGAAGCAUGAAAUUGUUCACAAAGUAGCAACAGCUUAUCAUUCCCAGACCAAUGGACAAGCAGAGGUAUCUAACAGAGAGAUUAAACGCAUUCUGGAAAAGAUAGUAAAGCCUCAUAGGAAAGACUGGAGUGCCAAGUUACAAGAUGCGCUCUGGGCAUAUCGAACAGCGUACAAGACACCUAUUGGGAUGAGCCCCUUUCGCUUAGUGUACGGUAAGGCUUGCCACCUUCCAGUAGAAAUGAAACACAAGGCCUUCUGGCUGUAA